AAGUGGAAAACAAAUCAAAACAAAAUAGCGCAAAAUAUAUUCAUCGAGUCCACCGUUCUUCAUUAUUUCUUCUUCGUUGCUUUCCUCCGACACAUUUUGGGCUCAGUUCGCAAAGAUAAUCCGUGAGCAGCGGUUCGGUUUUGAUCUCUGAAACUGGGAUCCCAAAAAAACCUUUUGCUAUUUUGUGCAGUUUUUUAAGUCUAAUUAGAGUAAAAGAAAACCCAACGAUUGUAUCAAAGAGUAUGACAAAAGAAGAAUAAACGGAAAACAAGCUUUAAAAAAAUAUAUUUUGAAACUCAAUACACACACAGCAGAAACUUAAGAAGUUGAAUUGGAAGCAAAACAAAGAAAAAUGCUGAUUUUCUAUGUAAAAUACGCAUUUUUCUUUUGGUUUUUGGUGGGAAGAAAUCAAGGUGAAAUGCUGAUAAUGGACCAGAUCUCCCAUGACAAGUCGCUGCUAAAUGUCACCGCAUGCACUCAGAAUUGCCUGGAGAAGGGCAAGAUGGACUUUCGGGGAUGCUUUAAGGACUGCAAGUCCAAUGGAAAUGCUCCUGGAGCUUUACGCAAGGUGCAGGAUAAUUUUCAGCUGAAUAUGCUGUGUAGAACGGAGUCGGAAAUAGUUUUCCAAAUAGAUUGGGUUCAGCACAGCAAGGGAAACGUGUCAGCUCCAAACUCCACUUACAUAAUCAAGGUGCAUGCAAUCAAUGAGGACAUAUCACAAACCAAAGUAUACCUGUCUGAUGAAAACUUUCUGGUCUUGCCCGGGCUGGAGUCAAACUCCAGCCACAACAUAACGGCUCUGGCGAUGCACGGGGAUGGCAGCUACUCACUGAUAGCCAAGGAUCAACCCUUUUCCACCCUAAUACGAGGUUACCAACCCAGCAAAAUGGGUGCAGUAAAACUGGUGCGAUUUGUCCCUCAGAUAGAUGAUCCCUAUCACAUUGCUGCUGAGAUCGAGUGGGAGCCGUCGGCUGAAAGCAACUGCUACUUUGACAUGGUAUCCUAUUCAACGAACAGCGUGAACAUGGACGAACCACUGGAGGUGCAGUUCCGGGAUCGAAGAAAACUUUACAAGCACACGGUGAGCAACUUGGAGUUUGACAAACAUUAUCUUGUGGGCGUAAGAACUGUGAACAUAAUGAACCGUCUGGAGAGCGAUUUAAAGUGGCUACAAGUGGAAGCUCCAAGCUGUUUGGAUUGGUAUCCCUUCAACUAUACACUCUGCCCUCCCCAUAAGCCGGAGAAUCUGACUGUCCGGCAAGAACAGUACCUGCCGAAUACCUUGUCUCUGAACAUCACCUGGUCGCGACCCCCCCAACUGCCGGAUAGCUAUACACUUAGAAUCUUCGAUUUAAUACAGGGAGGUAAGGAGGUUAACUUUACCCUAGACCAAAACAGAAGCCACUUCUUCGUACCUAGAAUCACGGUAUUGGGUUCCCAUUUUGAAGUGCAUUUGGUGGCACAGUCAGCAGGCGGAAAGAAUGCCACCGACCUAACCCUGAUUAAGAUUCCUAGAGUUGUCUGGCUGAGUGACGGAAACCUAGUAAAGCUAAUACUCUUCAUUAUUGUGCCCCUUUGCUGCAUUGUGAUGCUGUGCUCCCUGACCUUCUGCAGACGAAAUCGAUCGGAUACUCAAGCCUCACAAAUGGAGGCCAAAUAUGCCAAGGCCAGUGAAUUCCAUGUCUCGCUGAUGGACAACAGUGGCCUGCUGGUCACCCUGUCGCCGAACGAGAGCCUGGAUAUAAUGGAUGAGCUGGAAGUAGAGCCCCAUUCGGUGCUACUGCAAGAUGUCCUUGGGGAGGGAGCUUUCGGUUUGGUACGUCGCGGUGUUUACAAGAAGCGUCAAGUGGCCGUCAAGUUGUUAAAAGAUGAACCCAAUGAAGAGGAUGUGUACGCUUUCAAAUGUGAGAUCCAAAUGCUGAAGGCUGUGGGCAAGCAUCCAAAUAUUGUGGGAAUUGUUGGAUACUCCACUCGUUUCAGCAACCGGAUGAUGUUGAUAAUUGAAUACUGCAGUCUGGGAAGUCUGCAGAACUUCUUACGUGAGGAGUGGAAGUUACGUCAGGAGCAGAAUGCAGUUGGCUUAAAGAAGAACCUUGAGCAGAAUGUGGACAACCGAAGAUUUUAUCGACCCAGACAUCAUUCCAUCCAUGACCGCAUAGAAGAUAUCAACAUAUCGAUGCUGUCCACUGUAGAAGAGGAGAGCGAAGCGGACCAGACCCAAACCAGCAGUCGAGUGGAGACCUACACCCUAACCAGAAUCACCAACGCAGCAGAAAACAAAGGUUAUGGGCUAGAGGACAUUGAAAACAUCGGUAGUAGUCAUGUUACGAAAGUUCAAGAUGCAGCAAAGGAUAAGAAUCAGAAGCUGGGACUGAAGCUCAAUGAAGAGUCAAACAUAGAAAGCAGGAAAAGAACCUUUGAUAACAAGGAAUACUUUGAUUGCCUGGACUCAUCAGAUUCCAAGCCCAGAGUUCCAUUGAAGUAUGCAGAUUUAUUAGACAUUGCUCAACAGGUGGCUGUGGGAAUGGAAUUUCUGGCCCAAAACAAAGUGGUUCAUAGAGACCUAGCUGCCCGCAAUGUUCUGAUAUCUGUUGAUCGCAGCAUUAAGAUUGCAGAUUUUGGGCUCAGUCGAGAUGUAUAUCACGAGAAUGUAUACCGAAAGUCAGGAGGAAGUGGCAAACUGCCUAUCAAAUGGCUGGCCCUGGAGUCCCUCACCCACCAGGUGUACACCAGCCAGAGCGAUGUAUGGUCCUUUGGCGUGCUGCUCUACGAGAUAACAACGCUUGGUGGAAUGCCAUACCCAUCGGUAUCUCCCAGUGAUCUCUUGCAGCUUUUAAGACAAGGCCAUCGGAUGAAGCGACCAGAGGGAUGUACGGAUGAAAUGUUUUCUGUGAUGGAAAGUUGCUGGAAUUCUGUGCCAUCACAUAGGCCCACAUUUUCUGGACUGAAACAAAGACUAGGAGCCAUGAUAGCGGCCACCAACGAUGUGCCCGAAAGGCUGAAGCAACUGCAGGCUGCAAAUGGAACACAAAUCGACUCCUGUGAAAUUCUUCACAGUAAUAUGGAACAACUACCCCUCGAAGAGGAACCUUACCUUGAGCCCUUAAAUUAGUCUCUAUUAGUUUUAGUAUUUCAAGAACGAGUGCAAUACAAUAUUGUUGGAGAACAAGUUAAACCCUAGAAUUGAAGUUUCAAUUCAGACAACGCUAGAAAGGCAGAUAACUUUACAUUGAAAUAAACAUUAAGAAUAAAUAUAAGAAAACAA
Molecule: messenger RNA, 3265 nt
Organism: Drosophila eugracilis
Lineage: Eukaryota; Metazoa; Arthropoda; Insecta; Diptera; Drosophilidae
Gene: tor
Product: tyrosine-protein kinase receptor torso
Exons: 14
Coding region: 353-3112 (919 amino acids)
Biological process (GO): positive regulation of kinase activity; cell surface receptor protein tyrosine kinase signaling pathway; multicellular organism development
Cellular component (GO): signaling receptor complex
Molecular function (GO): ATP binding; protein binding; transmembrane receptor protein tyrosine kinase activity
Source: RefSeq, a predicted model, not a curated record